Messenger RNA from Spea bombifrons (plains spadefoot toad), 734 nucleotides. RefSeq lists its product as uncharacterized. Bases 17 to 724 code for a protein of 235 amino acids. NCBI's taxonomy places the organism in Eukaryota, Metazoa, Chordata, Amphibia, Anura, Pelobatidae. The transcript is spliced from 6 exons. Gene Ontology annotation, molecular function: calcium ion binding. The record is from RefSeq and is a predicted model, not a curated record.
AAGCAUUAGACAGGAGAUGGAACGGCAAAGGAUAGCCGAGCAAAGGAGAUCUCAAGCAGUUCACAUAUAUUCAAAGCUCCGAAGCACUCGUGCUACAGCCAUUCGAGCAACUCAGCCAAUGAGCAUUUCAAAGUUUGAAGACUUCGACUUUUUGGCAAAAUACUGCAUCUUCAGCCAGGAGAAUUUGGCUGAGUAUAAAAGGGCUUUUGAAGCGGUGGAUAGUGAUCAAGAUGGUUAUUUAGACUGUCUCCAAGUUCUUAUGGCUUUAAAAGAAAUCGUUCCACCUCAUGUGUUAAGUGAUGCUGAAGAACUCUAUGUAUAUCGGAUUUUAGAGAUUGUGGACUAUUAUGUAACAGAUGGCCUAACAGACCUACGCCUCUUUGCUGUGAUGGCUAGCUUGGCGCAGAAAAUAGCAGCACUAGACUCCUUCAUGAGAUCAUUAAUUGACCAUAUGGACUUUAAGGCCUUGGAACUGAAAAUGUACAAAGCUAAGCAACUCUUUCUUUGCAAUAUUGAUGAGGAAAGCAAAAUUAUCAAUGUGGGUCAGCUGCUGGUUGAGUUGAAGGCUGGUGGAAUUAGCCAAGAACACGAAGAAGCUGCUCAGUUGCAACUAAGACACAUCAAGAAACUUGACAUUCUGGAUUUCCUUACAUAUUUACCACUAUUUGUCCUUAUACAUAACUCUGUAAUAUCCAACCCCUUGGAUGACUCCAGAACAAUCUGAAAUAUUUGAU